CUUUUCUUUUCCCCCACCCCUGCCCUCUCCCAUCCCCAGCACACUGAAGAUGGGCGGCGCGUUCGCCAAGAUAUUCGGCAGCAAGGAGAUGAGGAUACUGAUGCUGGGCUUGGACGCCGCCGGUAAGACCACCAUCCUGUACAAGCUGAAGCUGGGCCAGUCGGUCACCACCAUUCCCACGGUGGGCUUCAACGUGGAGACGGUCACCUACAAGAACGUGAAGUUCAACGUGUGGGACGUGGGCGGCCAGGAUAAGAUCAGGCCGCUGUGGCGGCACUACUACACGGGCACGCAGGGGUUAAUUUUCGUGGUGGAUUGCGCCGACCGAGACCGCAUCGACGAGGCCAAGCAGGAGCUGCACCGGAUCAUCAACGACCGCGAGAUGAGGGAUGCCAUCAUCCUGAUCUUCGCUAACAAGCAGGACCUGCCCGAUGCCAUGAAGCCACACGAGAUUCAGGAGAAGCUGGGAUUGACCAGGAUCAGGGACAGGAAUUGGUAUGUGCAGCCGUCCUGCGCCACCUCAGGAGACGGACUCCAUGAGGGACUCACCUGGCUAAAUUCAAAUUACAAAUCUUAACUUCACGAGGAUAACGGCGACGCCCUGGGUUUUGUUCUGAACUGAUUAGGUUGGAUUAAACCUUUAUAGAGAAAUGCUAACUUGUACAAGACCAAAAGUUUAAUGAAAAUGAUUUUUUUUAUGCUUUGGGAAGGGAGGGGGAAAAAGAAAUUUCACCACCGGCUAAUUCUGACGUUUUCAGUGCCGGGCACAGACCAGUCAGGGCCUACACUAGAAGUGAAAACAUAAAGUGAUUUAUUAAAGGGAGGAGGUCACGUCUAUUCACAGGCUAUGCAAUGGUGGGAAAGAUUCUGCCCACUCCAUUCCUUUGGAACGCUGCUGUUCAGUGACAGAUCUCUCUAAAACAAUUACAAUCGGCUGCUUUUUUUUUGUGGGGGUGGUGGUCUCAAUACGGUCCUUAUGUGACACACAUUGUGCUAUGCAAGAGAGAUGUUUAAACAGUUUCAAUUGAAGGCGCUUCCUGAUCUUUAACCCUUCUACUCCACCCCACCCCACCCCACCCCUUUUUGAUUAGCCAUAAUUUCUAUUAAUAAAGCCAAACAGUUUUGGCCUCUGUUUUUAUUGCCUCUUCACAUUAAGAUUCUGGACUGUUGUGGACAAUAGUCUAGCUUCGGGUAUCUGGGUGGUGGCUUGAAGUUAUUUUUGUAUCAGAUUUAUAUAAAAGGAAUAUGUCAUGCCAAGGGAACCCUUUAAGGUUUCCAUUUUUCCCAUGACCACACCCUCUUCAAACUAAAUUGGGAUUUUCCUCCCCCUGCCUGACCUCUAAUGUAGCAAAACUAGCUAAGGUCCUACAUGCCCCUCUGACUGGAAAGUGCACUUGAAUAUGUCUCUCUCUCUCACUCUCCCCUCGUCUGCCAAAUAUUUAUUACAAGGGACAAAUGUCCAUUCUGAUGAGGUAUAAUGUGAGUGGGAGCCUUCAGGAGAGACAGUUAAAAUAAGACUGUUUCUUGCUUAUCCUGAUGAAUCAUGGUCGUUACAGCAUAGCAAGCCAUUGAGUCCAUGCCUGUUCACAUUCUGAAAGUUUAACAUGUUUCCCUCUUCCCAAAAGAACAGGGUAUUGAUUUCCCACACCCCUGCCAAAAAAAAUUGCAAAACAAGCUUUUCCCAGUAUUUAAUUUUGGGAGGGAGGUGUAGGAGACCAUUCAACCUUGAGCUUUUCAGUAUUCUGUUUUGAGCUCAACUGGUAGCUCUGUUCUUUUUAUGUUGGUUUCAUAUCCCUAGAUUGCCUUGCCUGAUAAAAAAUCUAUUGACUUUUCAUUUUGAAAUUGUCCAUUGUCCCAUUAUGAUCGGCUAUUGGAAGAGAGUUCGAGUUUUGCCAUCCUCUGAGAAAUACUUCUGAUUUUUUUUUCCCCUCUCUUCUCUCCUGCAUAGCCUAGUUCUAAUUUUAAGGUCAUGUUCUCUUCAGAAGGUACCUGCUUAUCUAUGCUAUUGAAUUCCUUUUAACAUUUUAAAGACCUUGGUUUUAUUGCCUCCUAACCUUUGGAAUGAAAACCAAGGUUUUGCAACAUGUUCCUAAUUGAACCCUUUUAAGACCUGGACUGUGAUUCUGUUGACUGGUACGGCCCAAGCUUAUUGCUUCCUGUGACGUCUCAUGCCCCCCGACCCCCCCCCCUCAAAUGGAAUGGGUGUACAUGUAUGCAUUUCGAGAGAGGAUGGAAUUGGGCUCUGCUGUAAUGCACCCCUUGAUAAUGCUGACACUUAACUGUCCAGGCCUUGAAGGUGUCUUGAAGGAAAGGUGUUUAGUUCAAUGUGCACCCUCUGGUACAGGAGGGGCUAAACCUCAAGGGUGUGCCGCCUUACAAGAUGAGAUCUUCCAAUGGUGUUUGGGUGCAAAUAGUGGAGGUUUGGUUUUGGGAUGUGGUUGCUUUCAGAAUGAUUUGGGUUUUACUUGCAUUUCUAAGAGGAAGUUUUACGUUAGUUCUGCAUUCUAGGGGAUGGUUUCAGGUAACUUCUUGUAAUAUUACGGUAGAAUUUAGGGUAGGAUCAAACCAACCAAUGCUCAAGCAAAGCUUGAAUUAUUCAGUUGAUAUAAAAGGUACUCACUCAGGGCUGUCCAUACACACAUUGGUCUAGAUGUUCCUUUUUUCUCUGGACCUUGUUUGACAGAUACCCAGGGUAGCUAUUGAGACCAGAUGCUCCCAGCAUCAAUUGCAAGCAUCCGCUAUAGAACUUGAUCCCAGCUGAGGGUUUUUGGAACUACUGCCAUGAUUGGCUGGAUUAUCAACUCAAUCCCACCUUCCAGUUAAUGUGAGGGCUCUUUGCUUUAAAAAAAAACAGCAAGAAUCUUUUCCAGGAGGGAGACCAGCCCAUGGCUCCCAGUGUUUUUCAGUAGCACAAUUGGAGGUGGAGUUGGGGGGUAAGGGGAGGGGUGUUAAAUAAUGGGAAAGUGAAGAAAAAAAUGCUAUAGGCUUUUGGAAUCUGUCCCAGAAUCUCUAUAGACAUUUAGGUUCAUGUGAUUUUGUUUCCCCUCUGUGCUUGUGACUUGGAGCACAUGGUGGUGCAGAGCUGUCAAUCUACCCAUCUCCCUCCCUUCUAGUUCUUGAUUUGUUUUUUGUUGCUGACACGCUGCACUUAGUCCCUCAUGGCCUGCUCUGAAAGGUCCUCGAUGUCCUCUGCCAGAGCCCUUUUUAGUUUGGCCUAUCUGGAAGAGGAAGAAUGGUUUCCAUGCAGUACCAUGUAGAUACCAAUAGCUGUCAUUACUGAGCACUUUCAGUCCAGUGCUUCUGGCAUCUGGUGGAAGAUGCAAGGUGAUACUAUCAACAUUUCUGUAGGUGCACAGGAAAAAGACUUUGCAUUGAAAUAGAUAACUUGCCUUUUUUUUUAAAAAAAAAAGUCCUGUAUUCUGAAGCCACCUUAUGGUGUGCAAUGCUCUACUGGUGAUGGGUAGGGUGUGGAAGUGGCAGCAUACAGCUGCAUUUCAUAGGUUUCCUGCGGAUCUCACCACCUGGGGAUGGGACAGCAAGUGGAGAAGAUUUAUUCAGCCUAUGGCAUCCCUGAAUCCCAUCCUCUAGAUCCAUUGCCUGACCUUGUUGUGAUUUUACAAAAAAAAUGCAGGUGAAAGGUGAGAAUUGUAAAUAAUUGGGUGAGGCCAGGAAGUUCAUAGCUUUUAUUUUAUUUAAAAGCGUCUAUCAGCUUUUAAUAUCACAAAAUGGACCUACAUCAAUGUAGUUUCAAGUGCAAAUUGUGUGCCAAAAUAGGUGACUUGAUGUGUUGAGGUACUCCGCCUCAACUUGCAAUUUAUUGAAGGUUACAGGUUGAUGCUGUCCACAAGCAACAAAGUAUAAUGUAUGUUCCCCCCCCCCCCCCUCUGCCUCUCCUGGCUCUGUCUGCUUCAUAAAGCACUGAAUGACCUGUUACCUUUAAAGGAUGCUGGGCAUGACCCUGCUAGGCAUUUUGCACAGCAGCCUGGCAGAGUUGGCGCUCAGUUCCACAAUCUGCACUGAACUGUCACAAAUGGCAAGUUUUGUUUUUUUUUCUCUCCAAAACCCCAGUCCCACGUGGCUACGUUUAACUCUAUCAAAAUUUUGAAAUUGGGGACUGGGUCAAACAUCAGGGACCUGGCUUCAAAACCAGUGAAAUCAAGCUGGGGAGGGUCGCCUCAACUUAUUGGUAAGCACAGACCUGCAGUACAAGGCUGAACAAUUAAGCACUGAAUGUCAGUGUUGCUGCAAAAUGUUUGUGUGUGAGGUGACCACAUCGAUGGUACAGUAAUGCCUACUGUUCUGAGACUGGGGCACAGCAUUAGGGAAGAUGGAACAUAACCUUAACUUAUGUCAUUGCUGACCUGGUUGAUUCAUCUAACCUGAGCCGCUUCUGCCCCAGGAAUGUUUGGGACAAUAUGAAAAACAGCUAUACUCUUAUUGUACCUGUCCUGGGAGUGUAGAGGGAACUUUACUUUGCACAUAACUUUUACUGUACCUGCCUCAGAAAUUCUGGAUGCUGAUACUGGUAUAUUAAAUUCUGCAGCACCAUGAUGGAACAUUAAACGCUAAAGAAAAUUGGAGGUUUUGGGAUAAAAUGCUGUAAAUUUAGCCUCAAUAAAGACUUGCGCCAGUUA
Messenger RNA from Hemiscyllium ocellatum (epaulette shark), 4634 nucleotides. Its product is annotated as ADP-ribosylation factor 6. The record is from RefSeq and is a predicted model, not a curated record. The transcript has a single exon. Gene Ontology annotation, molecular function: GTP binding; GTPase activity. NCBI's taxonomy places the organism in Eukaryota, Metazoa, Chordata, Chondrichthyes, Orectolobiformes, Hemiscylliidae. Gene Ontology annotation, cellular component: cytoplasm. Gene Ontology annotation, biological process: intracellular protein transport; vesicle-mediated transport. The coding region runs from base 50 to 577 and encodes 175 amino acids.